Messenger RNA from Nicotiana attenuata, 1585 nucleotides. RefSeq names its product autophagy protein 5. Gene Ontology annotation, cellular component: Atg12-Atg5-Atg16 complex; cytoplasm; phagophore assembly site membrane. NCBI's taxonomy places the organism in Eukaryota, Viridiplantae, Streptophyta, Magnoliopsida, Solanales, Solanaceae. Gene Ontology annotation, biological process: nucleophagy; autophagy of mitochondrion; C-terminal protein lipidation. Bases 143 to 1258 code for a protein of 371 amino acids. The record is from RefSeq and is a predicted model, not a curated record. The transcript is spliced from 8 exons.
UUAAAUUUCAGCUUCACCAUGACUUCACGGCAUCGGUGAUCGAUUGCUGCGAUUUGAAUUAAAAAAAAUAAGAAGAAAGCGAAAGUUCUUCGACUCUUACCUUUCUCUUUAUAGAGAAGAGAGGCGAGAAGAGAAGAUAAUAAUGGGAAGUAAAGGAGCCGGAGGAAGUGAAGCACAGAAAUACGUAUGGGAAGGAGCAAUUCCACUACAGAUUCACCUUCAUGAAUCCGAAGUCACUACUCUCCCUCCUCCUCCCCCUGCUCUGAUUUUAGCUCCUCGAAUAGGUUACCUGCCUCUUUUAGGAACAAAAAUAAAACCUUUCUUCAGUAAUUCACUUCCUCCUGGUGUAGAUACCGUAUGGUUUGAGUACAAAGGCUUGCCUCUCAAAUGGUAUAUACCAACUGGGGUACUCUUUGAUCUUCUUUGUGCAGAACCUGAACGUCCUUGGAAUCUGACGGUACAUUUUAGAGGAUAUCCUGGAAAUAUUUCAACACCUUGUGAAGGCGAAGAUAGUGCAAAGUGGAGUUUUAUCAAUUCACUAAAAGAGGCAGCAUACAUAAUCAAUGGGAACUGCAAGAAUGUAAUGAAUAUGUCCCAACCUGAUCAAUUAGAACUGUGGCGCUCCAUUAUGGAUGGUAAUUUAGAAGCUUAUCUCCGAAUCUCGUCUAAGCUUAAACUUGGCCUAGUGGUGGAUGAUUUUUCAAUACAACUUAGCUCUUCCUCUCCUAAAUCACCGGAAAGCACUCAAAAUGCAGAUGGCACAGGACCAGCUAAAACAGGUAGAAUACCGAUUCGACUGUAUGUUAGGACUAUCAAUGAGGAUUUUGAUGACUUGCAAGAUGCACCUGCAGUUGAAAGUUGGGACAAAAUCUCUUACAUAAACAGACCUGUUGAGAUUCAUGGAGAUGGAGGCAAAUGCUUCACCUUGUGUGACGCAAUAACGAAGCUUCUGCCGGAGCUGUUUGGGGAAAAACUGCUGCCAAAAGAUGACGUUUCUGGAGAAGAAGUUGAGGUUGGACAGAGAUUAUCUCUUGAAGAAACAAACAAGAGCAGCACGGGACAAAGUGGAGAGAUGUUGAAUGAGCGCAUUGUCUCCUGCUCUGUGUCAGAUGGUGCUGAGAUUAAGCUCAUACGCAUUCAGGGAAUUGAACCAAAGAUGGAGAUUCCUUUUGCAUGGGUGGUAAACAAUUUGAUGAACCCUGAAUACUUUCUUCAUAUCUGUGUAUAUGUCAAAAUUCAAGAACCCAUCACCAUAUAGCAAAUUGUUCAUAGGAUUAGCAAUUCUGGAGAUUUGGAAAUUCUUUAGUUCUGAUAGUGCAUAUAUCUCAGUCACUGUAAAUAAGCGCAUAGGAUAUUUUGAAUGUGUUUUUACCUCUAGCUCUGUCAAUGCUAUUGGCAAUUUGGUCGAAACAUCUACAUCUCAAACUCAUGAAGAUAGCAAAAUACAAAGCUUAGGCAUAUUGACAACGCAAAAAAAUAGAAGCAGUUCUUAGCUUUGUUCAAAAAACCUAUUGCCAUAUCAAAAACAGAUUCUAAGAUAUACUAUCUUAGAAGGUGGAUAUAUACCGUUGGUGUGUAAAAGUAA